AUGCAAAUUCACGCACCUACCAGCUCUAGCACUCGCUCUGUGGCAACAACAGCGGCGGUCAUGAAGAUCUAUGCAGGGAAGCUGUUCGACCCAUACACGCGCUCGCUGCUCAAAAACAGGGUCAUAUCUGUCUCUCCCGAUUCCGGCCUUAUCACCGACGUGCAGGCUUUCUCCCCUGCAGAUGCAGCACGCGUCGAUUUCUCCGAUGCUGAGGUGGCGGUGGACCUGCGAGCUGCUACGGUCAUGCCUGGAUUCGUGGAUGUGCACGUACAUCUAUUUCUACACCCAUACUCUGAGGUGAACUGGGAAGACCAAGUCACGAAGGAGAGCCUCGCGGAACGCACCGUGCGUGCCACUAUCCACGCAAAGCGGACGCUUAUGGCAGGUUACACGGCUGUCCGGGACCUUGGCACGGAAGGGGCGGGCGACGCGGACAUCGCGCUGCGCAAGUGUGUCUCAGGCCCGGACCCGCUCAUUCCUGGGCCUCGUUAUUUUACCGCGAACCGUGCCAUUGUCACAACGGGCAGCUACGGCCCGAAAAGCCAAAUCUUCCUGAACAAGGAGGGUAUCGACGGAGUAACCGGCGCAGAGGUCGUCGACGGAGAAGUCGAAUGUGUCAAGGCUGUACGCAGGCAGGUCGGUGCUGGAGCGGAUCUCAUUAAGAUUUAUUCAGACUACCGUUUCCGCUCUCGCAUGAAUAACGCCGGAAAGGCAGUCUCAAAUGCCGCCAUCGCAACAUUCAAUGAGAAGGAGGUACACGCCCUUGUCUCCACUGCUCAUGCGCUCGGAGUUAAGGUUGCCGCACACGCCGCCCAUUUCCACCCGAACCUGGUUCAGGACGAUCUCCUCCAAGUAUCGUCGAUCGAGCACGGCUACGACCUCGUUCUGGACGGAAGCAGCGACAUCACAGACGAGACACGCGCGCGGAUGGAAAAGCUGGCUGCACUACUGACGAAGAGCAACACCAAGUGGGUGCCGACCCUGUCCGCGUACCACACGAUGGACGGGGGCGCAGGCGAGACGUGGAAACGCGCCUCGCGCGCGUUCAAGCUCGCGCUGGAGUGCGGAGUGACGAGCAUCGCGUGCGGCGGGGACACGGGCGUGUUCGCGCACGGGGACAACGCGCUGGAGAUGCAGCUGAUGGUACGGCUCGGCGCCGACUGGCGCGCGGUGCUCAGCUGGGGCACGCUCGGCGGGUGGGAACUGGUCCGCAGCAUGGAUUGGGAGGGUGAGAAGGGCCGGGCACGUCUCGCGCGCGUGGAGGAGCUCGCAGAGGAUGCGCGCGUGGUCGGCGACAACGAGGUGCCGUUCGGGGCGGUUCGCAAGGGCUUCGCUGCGGAUAUCGUCGCGACGACUGGGAAUCUGGAAAGUGACUUCGCGGGUGCGGUGGAUAAGGCGGCGAUCACAUUCGUGAUGAAGGGUGGGAGGGUGUACAAGCGCGAUGGGAAGCCGCUGGCAUGA
Sparassis crispa is the source of this 1461-nucleotide messenger RNA. RefSeq lists its product as hypothetical. The record is from RefSeq and is a predicted model, not a curated record. Gene Ontology annotation, molecular function: hydrolase activity, acting on carbon-nitrogen (but not peptide) bonds. The transcript is spliced from 6 exons. NCBI's taxonomy places the organism in Eukaryota, Fungi, Basidiomycota, Agaricomycetes, Polyporales, Sparassidaceae. The coding region runs from base 1 to 1461 and encodes 486 amino acids.